Messenger RNA from Dioscorea cayenensis subsp. rotundata (Guinea yam), 1049 nucleotides. RefSeq lists its product as uncharacterized. The transcript is spliced from 3 exons. NCBI's taxonomy places the organism in Eukaryota, Viridiplantae, Streptophyta, Magnoliopsida, Dioscoreales, Dioscoreaceae. The record is from RefSeq and is a predicted model, not a curated record. The coding region runs from base 29 to 802 and encodes 257 amino acids.
UCAAGCACUCCAGGCAUCAAUCAUUGCAAUGAAGAAUGAGUUCGGAAUUAUAGUCACUGAAGCAAAUGUGAAUAACCACUUGAGAACAAUUCGUAAAAGAUGGGCACGAAUUAAAAAAUUGAAAGAGUUAAGCGGAAUGGGUUGGGAUAACAGACUGAAGAUGAUAAUCAUGGGAGAAUCAGAGUUCAAGAACUAUAUAAAGAUUCAUCCCCAAGAUGAGCCCUACUUAAACAAACCAAUUGAGGAUCAUGACUUGCUUGAGAUUGUUUGUGGUAAUGAUCAAGCAACUGGACGGUGUGCUGUGCAAUUUGGAGAUGACAUUGGCACCCAUAUGGAUGAUAGCGUCGAGUACCGCCGUCCAUCUCAGAAUGAUAGUCUUGAUGACAUGUUUGAGGACACUAAUUAUCAUGUCAAUAUAUCACUGCCCACCCACAACCAAUCAGAGAAUACAGAAAAUAGGGGGGAAUCUUCCACUCAAUUAAAAAAAGGAAAAGGAAAACGGAAAAUACCCUCUGAAGUUGAAGCAAUACAAGAGAUGAAUAACACAAUAAAAGAGGCAUUGGUAACAAAGAAGUCUACUCGAAAUUUAGAAUUUGCAAAGGAAUUGAUUGGUGAGUGCAUGAAAUUGAAAGUAUAUGGCUACUCUGGCCGUCAAAUAAAUAAAGCCUAUGAUUGGUUAAUGGCCGAUGAUAGUAGAGCUAUGGCUUUCUUAGCAAAGGAUGAAGAGUUAAGGCAAUAUUGGGCGGAGGAAUUCUUUGAAUCAAUUCACAAUCAACAAGAAUAUUUUCGAAGUCCCAUUUAGGUUGGUUUUUGUGUAUGUGUGUUAUGAUAUUGUUAUAUAGCUACUAUGUUACAAUUUUUUUUUUAGCAGGGUGUUGAAGCAUAUGGACAUGAGUUUAGCAAUGAAAUCAACAAGAAUGCUAAUGGUUAUUUAUCGUAUUGAAGGAUGGCAAAUGUAACAAGAGAUUGUAAACUCUAAAAUUUGACUAUGUAAUGAUUGCCUCCUUAAUUUUGAAUGUGUUUUUCUUGUGUAUGUGCACUGAUUUGGG